UCAGACAGGUUGAACCGGUGAGAGCAAAGAAGGACAGAGAGAGAGACACACACACACACACACAACAGAACAUCUCCUCUUCCUCGUCGGAAGACAAACCACCCACCACUUUAAAUCCCCCUCAAAACCAACAUUGUUUAACUUGCAGAAUCCUCAAUCCCAUCGAACGACCGCCGAGCAAGAAGAAGCCGGAGAAAGUGCAUUUCUUGAUUACCGAUGGAGCCCGCCACCCAAUUCGCUGAAAUCCCAGAGGCCAACGCCGCCGAGGAGCAGCAGAACCCGCUGGCCAUGGCCCCCUUCGCCACCGCCUCCCUCUCCUUCUCAUUGCCGACCGCCCUCCCCACCACCCACUUCUUCCAGCAGCCCAAGAUCUCCGCCCUCUUCUCCGGCCAGCCCGCUAAGGCCAAGGUCCCCACCCAGGCCUCCUCCCUCGCCCACCUCUCCCUCUCCACCGCCGUCCCCAUCCCCAGCAAGAUUUCCUUCAAGUCCACCAUCUCCGCCAACCCCCUCCAGAGCCCACUCUCCCUCGGCCCCCACCGCCCCCUCGACCCCAACAACGGCGCCGGCCUCCGCAAAUGCUCCAUCGUCCUCUUCCGCGCCGACCUCCGCGUCCACGACAAUGAGUGCCUCAACGCGGCCAACAACGAGUCCAUGUCCGUCCUCCCCGUCUUUUGCUUCGACCCCCGGGACUACGGCAAGUCCCCCUCCAGCGGGAAGGGCCCGUUCCAGGCCUCGUUCAUGCUCGAGUCCGUCGCGGACCUCCGGAACAGCCUCCGCUCUCGCGGGUCCGACCUCGUCGUACGCAUGGGCCGCCUCGAGGAGGUCCUCCCCGAGAUGGCCAAGGCCGUCGGGGCCGAUGCCGUGUACGUCAACAGGGAGGUGUCCAAGGACGCGGUGAAGUCCGAGGAGAGGAUCGAGGCGGCCAUGAAGGAGGAAGGAGUCGAGGUGAAGUACUUCUGGGGCAGCACCCUGUUCCAUGUCGACGACCUGCCCUUCAAGCUCGAGGACAUGCCCUCGAACUAUGGCGGGUUCCGGGAGAAGGUUCAGGGCUUGGAGGUGAGGAAGACCAUGGCUGCUUUGGACCAGUUGAAGGGCUUGCCCAAGAGGGGCGACGUCGAGCUCGGCGAGAUGCCUUCUUUGGCCGAUUUGGGUGUUAACCCGAUUGCUCAGGAGGGCAAGGCGGCUUCUAUGCUUGGAGGAGAGAGCGAAGCCCUGCAGAGGAUCAAGAAAUUCGCAGCUGAGUGCCAGCAGCAGCCCAACAAGGGUACCAGCAGUGACAACAUCUACGGUGCAAACUUCUCCAGCAAGAUCGCUCCAUGGCUCACAAAUGGGUGCAUCUCCCCGAGGACCAUGUUUGAUGAGCUCAAGAAGACUGCUUCCAAUGCAAUCUCUGCUGCUAUUAAGCCGAAUGAUGGCGGUGAUGGUGGAUCCAACUGGUUGAUGAAUGAAUUCUUGUGGAGGGAUUUCUUCAGAUUCGUCGCCAAGAAGUACAGUUCCCCAGUCGGUGCUCCAACCCCAGUGGGCGCAGGAGCUCUGGCUUGAGAUUAGGAUAUGUAGCAUUUCAUCAGCCGUGGCGAAGACAUCUUCAGGAUCGGUUUCCUCCAUUGGUUAAUUUAUGAAAUCGUAAAGUCUGUAGCUCCACGGAGGUUUGAGUACUAGGGAGGUUUCUACAGGAGAAGCGGGGGGUCGAUGGAUUGAUGGGGUUGGUCUUUGUUUUGUGUCUUUUAUCUUAUGGGUGCCAGAAUAAACAUGGUGAAUGCAAACAAUGGGAAUGAAAGCAUUUCGUUAUAUUUCUAUAGAAAUUGGCUUACUGUUUGGCAAA
Messenger RNA from Punica granatum (pomegranate), 1822 nucleotides. NCBI's taxonomy places the organism in Eukaryota, Viridiplantae, Streptophyta, Magnoliopsida, Myrtales, Lythraceae. The record is from RefSeq and is a predicted model, not a curated record.